This is a messenger RNA of Babesia bovis T2Bo, 1058 nucleotides long. Its product is annotated as Zinc finger C3HC4 type (RING finger) family protein. Gene Ontology annotation, biological process: protein ubiquitination. Gene Ontology annotation, molecular function: ubiquitin protein ligase activity. Bases 97 to 1002 code for a protein of 301 amino acids. The record is from RefSeq and is a predicted model, not a curated record. Lineage: Eukaryota; Apicomplexa; Aconoidasida; Piroplasmida; Babesiidae. The transcript has 4 exons.
AUGUGGUAUAUAGGAAUCUCAAUGGAGUGUUGAACUGUUGUUGUUUGGAUACACACUACGUUUGUGGUCAUAGAGUGAUGGAUUAGUAUUAUAUCGAUGGGUAACAAGAUUAGUUGUCAUCUUCCGUGGCGUAAGGACCAUGACGACGGUCCUGUUGAGGCUGCUCCGCCUCAAUCUAUUAUCAUGGACACUUCCACUAACAUAUUUGUGCGCCAAUUGAUCAAUAGUAUGGCUCAAGACAAUCCAUCUGCGGAGAACAAGAUGCUUUCAAUUGGUCGCAGUUCAUUAUCUGGUGUCCGUCCAAUGGGUGCGGCGGUAGCUGUUCCAAAGUCUGGGAUUAGUUUAGAAUUGAUGGGUAAUGAAAAGUUCAUGCUUUGCUUCCAAUACACUUCGAGGGCUCCUGCUACUGUUACAUUUUCCUUUAGACAGAAGCACAUGGGUCUGACCAACGGCAUUCCAUCAUUUUCUGAUCCCGAUUUACAAAUGGGACCUUAUACGCUUCCUGUUGGAUCAAAUCAGUCAUUUAGUCAGCCUACUGAUGAGAUCAUGAGGACAAAGGUUCUCACUCUUGAGUUCUGCUCAUUUCAGCGUGAGAAGGCCUUUGUACCUAUUUUGCUUACGUUUGACGCUCCUACUAUGGAUUAUGUAUUGUUUAUUAUGGGCGGUUUAGCUCACAAUGAAAUGAAUGGUAGUUGGGACUUUGUUGUUACUAAGCAGCGUGUUCGUCAAGGAACCUCUGGGUAUGAGUUACAGGAGGUGUAUGGUUUGAAUACAUCUGCUCUAAACUCCAGUGCUCCUGGAGACAGCGAUGAAGACAUUGGACGUCAGCGUCGUUGUGUCGUGUGUCUGACCAACAUGAAGGACACUGUAGUGAUGCCUUGCAGGCACAUGUGCUUAUGCCACGAAUGUGCUUCUUACAUGGUUAGCGAACAUCAGUUUUGUCCCAUGUGUCGUUCUGCAAUAUCGCAUAUAUGCCAUAUGUCACAAGUCAGCGGCAGCUAACUUUAUUUUACAUUACAUCCCACGUUUGGGCACUAUCGUAUAUUAACAUUGUUAGA